AUGGCAAUGCUGAAGGAUCUCGCCUUCACUUUAGAUAUAGAAAAAAUCUUGCAUAUACUAAAGCUUGAGCUGUGCUCUGUUUCUAGAAUCUACUUUGUAAAUAUAUUUAACAAGACAGAUAUCUUUUCUGUAGAGAAGGAACUAACAGUACCCAAAGACUCCCUUUUAAAAAGGAAAGACGAAUCGUAUUUCGCAAGAAGUGAACUGGAAAAGCAGACACAAUACGUGGAAAUUCACGCCGCCGUCUUGGAAUAUCCCGACUGGCAAGGUGAAAGCAUCAAAACCGUGAUUGCGUGUUGCCUUCUUGUGGCCGUUUCCGCCGGUGUAGACCGAAGUAGAAGUGGACAAGGAUCCAACAGAUUCCUUCCUGGAGGCUUGGGUGGCGUCCACGGAGACGGUCUCUUUGGCGGCGGAAUUCAUGGUGUCGGUGGUAGUGCUAUUAUCGGAACUGGAAUCUCCAAUGGCCCAAGCCAAUGCAGAUAUUGGUGCAAGACUCCAGAAGGUCAGGCCUACUGCUGCGAGACGGUGCACGAACCAGAGACACCUGUUGGUACCAAGCCACUGGAUUGCCCACAAGUCCGUCCCACAUGCCCACGUUUCCAUGGGCCCCCCAAUACCUGUUCCAACGACUACAAGUGUGCUGGCCUCGAUAAGUGUUGCUUCGACAGGUGUUUGAGAGAACACGUAUGCAAACCUCCCUCAUUUUUCAAUAAUCAUCUCCCUUUUUAAAGGUAGUAACGUCUAAUAAAAAGUCAGUAGUUUUCCGCUUGAUAACGGAAGAUAAGAGAUCUGUGAUGUG
This is a messenger RNA of Penaeus monodon (black tiger shrimp), 799 nucleotides long. RefSeq lists its product as uncharacterized. Lineage: Eukaryota; Metazoa; Arthropoda; Malacostraca; Decapoda; Penaeidae. Gene Ontology annotation, molecular function: peptidase inhibitor activity. The record is from RefSeq and is a predicted model, not a curated record. The transcript has 5 exons. Bases 1 to 729 code for a protein of 242 amino acids. Gene Ontology annotation, cellular component: extracellular region.